UGAUGAUUGGAGUCUGGACCGUCCUGUGCUGCGCUGUGAUUGGUGGAAAUCCUUGCGAAGGGCGACGUCUUGUCAGAGGACAGAGGCAAAAUGGCUGCGCUGAGGAGACUGUUCUGCGGGGGGAAGAAUGGCGUGUCAGUGUUCCUGCAGAGAGAAUUCCACAGGACCUCGCCAGCCGCCCUGCAGCUCACAGUUCGAGAUGCUUUAAAUCAGGCAUUGGAUGAAGAAUUGGAAAGAGAUGAAAAGGUGUUUAUCUUAGGAGAAGAAGUUGCUCAAUAUGAUGGUGCAUAUAAGAUCAGUAGAGGUCUUUGGAAAAAGUAUGGAGACAAAAGAGUUAUGGAUACGCCUAUAUCUGAGAUGGGUUUUGCAGGCAUUGCUGUUGGUGCUGCCAUGGCAGGAUUGAGGCCAAUCUGUGAGUUCAUGACAUUCAACUUCUCCAUGCAAGCAAUUGAUCAAGUCAUUAACUCCGCUGCUAAAACCUAUUACAUGUCAGCAGGCCGUGUGCCUGUCCCUAUUGUUUUCCGGGGGCCAAAUGGUGCCUCGGCUGGUGUGGCUGCCCAGCACUCCCAGUGCUUUGCUGCCUGGUACGGGCACUGCCCCGGAUUGAAGGUGGUGAGCCCUUGGAAUGCUGAAGAUGCUAAAGGUCUCCUGAAAGCAGCUGUCCGGGAUAAUAACCCAGUGGUGAUGCUAGAGAACGAGUUAAUGUAUGGUGUGCCAUUUGAACUGUCUGAAGAAGCUCAAUCAAAGGACUUUGUUGUUCCCAUUGGUAAAGCAAAGAUUGAACGGCAAGGAAGUCAGAUCACUCUGGUCUCUCAUUCGCGUUCUGUUGGGCAUUGUCUAGAGGCUGCCAAUGUGCUGGCUAAAGAAGGAAUUGAUUGUGAGGUUGUCAACUUACGGACAAUUCGGCCAAUGGACACUGAAACAAUUGAAGCUAGUGUUGUAAAAACCAACCAUCUGGUCACAGUAGAAGGAGGGUGGCCACAGUUUGGUGUAGGAGCUGAAAUCUGCGCCAAGAUAAUGGAAGGACCUGCAUUCAAUUACCUGGAUUCCCCCGUGUUCCGUGUGACUGGCGCCGAUGUUCCCAUGCCUUAUGCCAAGAUAUUAGAAGACAACUGCAUACCACAAGUAAAGGAUAUCAUAUUUGCAGUUAAAAAGACUCUAAAUAUUGUCUAGGUGUAUAUAAUCUCAUUUAAUGGUCAUGUACAUGUCUUUUUAACAUUAGUAUCCCACCUAUAUUUUUCUCUGGAUUACUGGUCUAUAAAAACAAACCAUUUCAUUUAUUGCUGGGAAACUGACUUGUUUACAAAGAUCAGUUAACUUAUAGAGGGUCUCUGGUGCCAGGGACUGCACAGUCAAUUAGACACACUCCUACCAGUGGAUCUGUCUCAUAUUGGAGAAAUGUGUUACAAGGCGGACAAUAUUUAUUGGGAAUAAUGAAUUCCAUACUUCUGUAUAAAUGCCUCCGUUGGUCCGGUUCCUGUAAUAAAAAAGAAAUACGUAAUGUUGCUUUGUACCACAAUAAAAACCUGAAUUUGUUUUGGGAA
Messenger RNA from Pseudophryne corroboree (corroboree frog), 1544 nucleotides. It is a transcript of the gene PDHB, whose product is annotated as pyruvate dehydrogenase E1 subunit beta. The record is from RefSeq and is a predicted model, not a curated record. Lineage: Eukaryota; Metazoa; Chordata; Amphibia; Anura; Myobatrachidae. The transcript has 10 exons. Gene Ontology annotation, biological process: pyruvate decarboxylation to acetyl-CoA. The coding region runs from base 91 to 1173 and encodes 360 amino acids. Gene Ontology annotation, molecular function: pyruvate dehydrogenase (acetyl-transferring) activity.